AUGAAAUUGGCCUCAUCAUUGUGGUAUCCAGUUGUGCGAAAUUGGAAAGGAGUAGCUAUUUGGAAAGAAUCAGAUCGUAUUAAAUUCCCAAAGGGCAAAAGUGAACGACGAUUUGCCUUUCAUAAGUCUCCAGCUAUCUACGCCUUAAUUAUCACAUCAUAUAUACUCUACGCUCGAAUCCGAAGUGAUAGAGAUAAGAAUUACAGACCAAGUAAUAUGGGCUCGAAUCAGUGCGAAUCAGGAGGAAGCACAACUGUUGCCGGACCGAUCCCAGCUAACGAAAUCAAGUCGCUGGUAAAGGAAACGCCACCGGAAACGAAAGAUUUUUAUUUCCAGCAGACGAUGCUUCGUAUUAAAGAUCCUCGGAAAACAUUGCCAUUUUAUUGUAAUAUUCUGGGAAUGAGAUUACUGAAACAGAUGGAUUUCCCAGAAGGAAAAUUCUCCUUGUAUUUCGUGGGUUAUAAGCCGGCAGCAGAAAUUCCUAGCGAUCCUAUAGAGCAGAAACGCUAUGCACUUUCGACAUUAGCAACGAUCGAAUUAACUCAUAACUGGGGUACCGAGAACGAUCCAAACUUUAGUUAUCAUAAUGGAAAUAAAGAACCACGCGGUUUUGGUCAUAUUGGAAUAGCAGUAAAGGAUGUAUAUGCGGCAUGUAAACGUUUCGAGGAAUUAGGUGUUAACUUCGUAAAGAAGCCGGACGAUGGUCGUAUGAAGGGGUUAGCAUUUAUUCAGGAUCCGGAUGGUUACUGGAUCGAAAUAUUCAAUCCUUACACUGUAUAA
Messenger RNA from Brugia malayi, 780 nucleotides. RefSeq names its product lactoylglutathione lyase, putative. The record is from RefSeq and is a predicted model, not a curated record. Bases 1 to 780 code for a protein of 259 amino acids. Gene Ontology annotation, molecular function: lactoylglutathione lyase activity; metal ion binding. The transcript has 7 exons. Lineage: Eukaryota; Metazoa; Nematoda; Chromadorea; Rhabditida; Onchocercidae.